AUGGUUUUAAGAGAAGGAUGCUUACAGACGUCGACACUCUUCAGGAAGGCAGUUUUCAAGCCAAUUGUAAGAUCUCCGUUUAAGAGACAUUUUUUUGGUUUGGGCGCCACUAACCAUGUUAUUAGGGAACAGCGAUAUGUCUUGCGCAAGACUAUAAACACUCACCCCAGCACGAUUUAUGCAGCAGUGUCAGAGGUUUCUGAAUACAAGGAGUUUAUCCCUUAUUGUGUUGAUUCCUUUGUAGAUAAGCGAAAUCCUGUGGAUAAGAAGCCUGUGAUUGCUGGGCUUCGAGUUGGUUUCAAACAAUACGAUGAGGAGUUUAUAUGCAACGUUACCUGUAAAGAGAAGGUAAAUGGAGAUGACAUAUACACAGUUGUUGCGGAAACCGUAUCUCAUAAUUUAUUCCAUCUUUUGUAUUCAAAAUGGACUAUAAUGCCUCAUCCUACCAGACCGAAUGCGGCCAUGGUAGAACUUUUAUUACGAUUUAAGUUCAAAUCUCGGAUAUAUAACAGCGUUUCUCUGCUAUUUGCAAAAACCGUAACCGAAUUAGUGAUGAACGCCUUUGCCAAAAGGGCAUAUCAUUUAGUAAGGCUGGCAAUGCUAAAACCAACUUCCAAGGAAAGCUCCUCAUGA
Molecule: messenger RNA, 633 nt
Organism: Saccharomyces kudriavzevii IFO 1802
Lineage: Eukaryota; Fungi; Ascomycota; Saccharomycetes; Saccharomycetales; Saccharomycetaceae
Gene: COQ10
Product: ubiquinone-binding protein COQ10
Exons: 1
Coding region: 1-633 (210 amino acids)
Biological process (GO): ubiquinone biosynthetic process; cellular respiration
Cellular component (GO): mitochondrion
Molecular function (GO): ubiquinone binding
Source: RefSeq, a predicted model, not a curated record